AUGAAGGGGAGCAGCACUCUUCUGCUGGUGGCUCUAACCCUGCUCUGCAUCUGUGGGCUGACCACAGCAGAGGAUGACAAUGAGUUUUUCAUGGAAUUCCUGCAAACGCUGCUGGUGGGAACCGCAGAAGAGCUCUAUGAAGGGCCCCUGGGCAAGUACAAUGUCAAUGACAUGGCCAAGUCGGCACUGGGGGAGCUCAAGUCCUGCAUUGAUGGCCUGCAGCCUGUGCAUAAGGAGCAACUGGUCAAGCUGCUGGUGCAAGUGCUAGAUGAUAAAGAGGGUGCAUAAGCAGGCCUGAGACAUGGCUUGACUUCCAUGAACGACAGGACCAGCCACACAAGCAGCCAUGGAUGAGCUAAGACCACUGCUUCCUCACGAGUAAAUUCACCCUCGAACUGUUAAAUCAAUAAA
Messenger RNA from Peromyscus eremicus (cactus mouse), 411 nucleotides. RefSeq names its product secretoglobin family 1C member 1 (gene Scgb1c1). The record is from RefSeq and is a predicted model, not a curated record. The transcript is spliced from 3 exons. The coding region runs from base 1 to 288 and encodes 95 amino acids. NCBI's taxonomy places the organism in Eukaryota, Metazoa, Chordata, Mammalia, Rodentia, Cricetidae.